UAAUUAUCUAAUAUAUGACAUUUAUCUCUCUAGGCACACACAUACCUAGCUACGAGUGCAGGACUUAUUGAUGACAUCUACAUUCUGGUUGACCUAUCUCCUUCUAUCUUUACCUACUCAAAAUUAAAUCUUUAUAUUCCCAUCCAUACCUUCAAAACAUAUCUCCUAGUCGUUCUCCAGUGCUAUUUCUUCGGUUCGCGAAGAUUUCCAUAAAGCGAAACUCCGAGCUGAUUUCUAAUUGUGUUACACGGAUUGAUAAUUCUUUGUGUCAUCCAUUCCACUGCGCAUCCUGCUUAGUUGUAGUGCGGGGAAGUGAGAGUUCAGUCCAGUCAGUCCAGACACCUAUCAGCCUACUCAUUCUAAUGGAAAGUUUCUCGUAGGAGUCGCUUUCCAUACAGUUGCAUUAAUCGGUCUUAGAUGCUCGCCAGGCCUAGAGCCCUUCUCUCUCAGAUCACAGAGUGCAGGGGAAAGUUACAAAUUUUCGCCAAUUUGAUAUUUAAACCACGAUUCGAUCGCAGAAUAUUUGCAUUGGAACCCAACACCGUCGGAUAUCGAUCAACGCAUACGAGGCAACUUUCUAACAUGGCUACAGCAAACAACAUCCAUUUGACUACUGAGGACACCGGAUUAUAUAAGCUCAAGUCCCAGGACUCGGAAACGGCCACCAAAACCUCACAGCUAUUGCAAGAGAAUCAUUAUGUAGGAUCACGCUUUCUCUUGUGACUUUCGUCUUGUAGAUUUGGGUUAACACGUCUUUCGUAUAGAAACAUCAUAUUUUCUUCAAUGCUGAAGGAUUUCACAACCACAUCGUCCAUCACUUGUUGACUCUAUAUGGCCUUGGUGCCCCAGCAUCCGUCAUUGAGCGACACUAUAAGAAUAAUGCAUCAUACCAGCGCCCCUUUGUUCUCUCCGGAAACAAGGUUAGUGCAUAUUUUGAUAAGUUUGUUGAUUUUGAAGAGCCUCGAUACUGUCAAACACUGGUUUUGUUAUCUUAACGCCAAAUCUUCAAUUGCAUAGGGCCUGACAAAUUUAGGCUCCCCUUGAUAUGUCAACGCCAGAUAAUUUCAACAACCAUCUGGGUAAAGAAGAUUACUACCGUGACUUUCUGGUGUUCUGGCAGCAAGAAAUUGAAUCGAAAGGAUGGAAGGAUGUCUUGAAAGAACACGUGUUUGCCGGUGACGCGAAAGCAAACGACAUGCUCGGCAGGAUGUUCGCCGGUAGGUGACAUUGUGAUUGCUUACCAAAAAGAAUGUUGCUUAUGGUCACCAGGAUUUCUUCAUCCUAUUAUCCAUCUGGGUUUCGGUAUUGAGUUUAACCAGCCAGCCAUCAUUGCGGAGGCACUAGCGCAAGCUUCUGUCCACGACGACUGGAUUACUAAGUAUCUUUUAGACGUCGAGAAGAAUGCUCAGCCUGGAAAUAAGACAAUUCCACAACUGCUGGAGGAGAUUAGAGCUGAUGAAAAGCUGUCUACUGCUGCCGAGUGGAGAGAUGGUAAUAAAAUUCGAGAUGGCAUCCUGGCUAGAGCUCCAGAUGAAAUGGUAAAAUACGCAUCUCAGUGGACCGUAGGAAAAGGUGAGCUUGAAGCCAAGACAGCGCAAAUGAUGAAUUCUGCUGUUUAUUUCACUGCCGCUGCCCAACGCCCGCCAAAACAAGUGAGUUAUACUAUACUUCGAAGAUAUGCAUUGAUUGACAUUCAUCCUUUCAGGUGAAAUUUGACUUUUACAAUAUGCAUUGUGUCACCAGCUCGAUUUUCUUCACCUCCUUCAACAAACAGGAAUUCCUGUCUGAAGCUCAGAAGACCCGGCUCUUGGAGUGGAAAGGGCGUAUUGAUCUCGCCAUGUACGCAUCCCGUCGUUCGCCCCAACUCCUUAUCGAAGAGAUCUCGGGAUAUGUCCCGAAGCAUUUUGAAGCUGGUGAUGCGGCAUGGGGCGGGCUAUUCCAGAGACUCUUCGAAUUUGAAGAUGAUGGGCACGCGGUGAAAUUUGGAAGAGCGGUCGCUCAUGCUCAGGUUGUUAAUCAAGGCUACGAAGGCGAAGAUUGGGCAAAGAUCAAGGACUUUAUGUGGUUAAAGAUAGGCAAUAUGAUCGCUGACAGUGUUGAAGAUACCGGAGCAACUGUACGCACCUCAAGGAACCACACACCCCAUAUAUUGAUGCACAAUUUACUGACUUAUCCAGUGGGCCAGAAGUGUUGGGUUUGACGAAGCCUGGAGUGAUUUUGAGGACAGACCUAGACAGGCACAUUUGUGAGUGAAUAAGAGUUGGUCAGCUAGGAUAUAAUUCUCUUCUCCUCUCUUGUGCUGUUAUCAUUGCUUGAGUGUUGCAGAUGUGCAUGGAGAAAUUUGUUUUGAAGAAUCUGAACUCUGCUUAACAAUAGUAACACAAAUAUGCAACCUUUCAUCUUGAUCUUGACAUUGUAGUCUUCUAUUCUCUAU
Molecule: messenger RNA, 2434 nt
Organism: Sclerotinia trifoliorum
Lineage: Eukaryota; Fungi; Ascomycota; Leotiomycetes; Helotiales; Sclerotiniaceae
Source: the annotation of a GenBank genome assembly